AGAGACGAGCGGAAGUUCAACGGCAAAAAACCGGGAUAAUUAAAACAAAAAGUACUAAUAUUAAGCAAAGCAGUUGUGGCACAGUUUUGUAAAAGCAAGUGAAAUGUUCCGAAUCAAAUGUGCGCGUGAAUCGUGUUUGCAAAACCGCAACUUCCGUAGUCUAUUGCUGCUUCCGCUUGCGCUACUAUUUUUCGACAUAAGUUCCGGUAUCUCAAUCGAGGCGGACACUGCAAAGCAUUCUCCUACAGCGGACGUUGACUCUUCGACGAAUAUCUCCACAGCCAAUAGGCUGCCACGUUCGCUUCGUCUUCCAAACACCACAUAUCCCUUACAUUAUUACCUACACAUUACAUCGAAUAUACAUCGCGAAGAGUUCGAGUAUGUUGGUAAUGUUACUAUUGAAAUCGCGAUACGCGAAUCCACCAACGAAAUCGUAUUGCAUGCAAAGAAUCUCAGCGAUUUUGCGAUUUCAAUGCUUGAGCUACACACUCACGAGAAACUGGACGACCUCACAUAUACAUACGAUCCGCAUACUAGCUUCUUAAUCAUACACCCGAUCGAGAACUAUCAAGCCUUUGAAGCUGGUCAACACUAUCGCUUGGAAAUAUUAUUCAAGGGUUUAAUGCAUGAGGACACCUUCGGAAUCUACUGGAUGACCUACGGUGAUGAGAAAAAUAAUACAGUUUAUGUGACGGCUACGCAAUUCGAGCCGACCAGUGCUCGCUUGGCCUUCCCCUGCUACGAUGAGCCAUCAUUCAAGGCAAACUUCACUAUCAGCCUCACGCACAGCAAUUAUUACACAGCCAUCUCAAAUAUGAUGGUGCGUCAAAUUGAACUGAAUAUUGACGCAAAUGCAGCACUCGAUGACAACGAUACAUCAAUGGUGACAACCACGUUCCACACCACGCCCGCCAUUUCCACUUACUUGGUCGCAUUUGUCAUCUCCGAUUUCGUGUACAUUUCGGAGGAAUAUCGCGGUGUCGUCCAACGCAUAUUCACCUCACCUCGCAUCACCGAUAAGGGGCGCAAAGCUUUGAAGAAUGCAGUGCACACGGUCGCCAUGUUGGAAGACUACUUUGGCAUAGAUUAUCCGCUAGCGAAAUUAGAUCACAUUGCAUUGAAGAAAAAUUUUGGCUCAGCCAUGGAAAACUGGGGUCUAAUUACCUACAAAGAGGACAAUUUGGUGCAACGGGAUGCUGCGGAUUUACAUAAGAAAUUGAAGGACAUACUAACACAAAAUCACGAAAUCGCGCAUCAAUGGUUCGGUAACUUAGUGUCGCCACAAUGGUGGACAUACGCAUGGUUGAAUGAGGGCUUUGCCACAUAUUUCGGUUAUGUAGUUACGGAUUUGCUUUAUCCCGAAUAUAAAACCAUGGAUUUCUUUUUGACCGAUAUAGCUGAGCGCGCCUACAGUUACAACUACAUGACCGUACGUCCGAUGACCUACUACGUAGAGAAAGAGUCAGAAAUUAUUUCUGUUUUCGAUAUCAUAUCCUACCAAAGAGCUGCCUGUGUAAUCAAGAUGUUCCACCACGCUUUUAACCAGAAGACUUUUGUACGUGGCGUUAGCAAUUAUUUGCGUAAAUAUCAAUUUACUGUGGCCAAUGAGUUGGAUUUGUUCGACGCAGUGCAAUCUGCCGUUGCUGAAGACCCCUCUUUCAGCCAGCUAGCAUGGAGUCAGCACUCUGUACGCAGUAUUAUGCUCUCAUGGACGCACAGCGAAUGGAUUCCUAUAGUCAGCAUUUCAAGGGACUACGAACAGAAUACUAUCACUAUAAGACAACGUUCAAAGAACCAGAACUCACGCGAAUACUGGUGGAUACCUUUGAACUUCGCAAGCGCUUCCGCGCCAAAUUUUGAGCGUACAAGCGUCGAUUACUUUAUGCCACCCGUGGCUGAGGUGACAUUGAAUGCAAGCGAUUUAGGCAUCGAACUACGAUUAGAUGAUUGGCUCAUUGUUAACAAGCAGCAGACGGGCUUUUACCAUGUACUCUACAAUGAUGCGAAUCUUUGGCUGAUUGCGAAGCAAUUGCACGACAAUCACACACUCAUACAUCCACUUAAUCGCGCUGCCAUCUUUCAAGAUUUAGGACCACUCAUUGAGAACAACGAAAUACAAUCAGUGGAUGUGAUAUUCGAAUUGCUACAAUAUCUGCAAUAUGAGGAGAAUCUUAUACCGUGGAAUCAAGUAGCCGACACAAUCGUGUUUCUAAGCAAGAAUCUCUUUGGAACUCUCUCACACAAGAUGUACCAUCACUUUGUGCGCGAAUUGAUCAGACCAAUGUUCAAACGACUAUUCGAAAUGCCGCUAAAUGAAAACCUCACUAACACCGAGCUGUUGGCGAGACAAAAGAUCAUGGAAAUGGCUUGCUUGGUCGAUCUGAAGGAAUGUCUGGACUACACACAUAAUCUGGCGCACGAGUAUAUAUUCGGCAGUGUGAAACUCGACAGCGACAUGAACUAUUAUGCCAUGUAUGAGACCAUACUCUGUUUGGGCGUGAAGUAUCUUAGCGACGAGGAGUUCAAUGAUAUUUUGGAUUUGUUUGCCAAAGCGGAGCGCGAAACACUGUGGUACGAUGAUCUGAUUUAUUCGUUGCGUUGCACCCAGAGCCAAACGCAUCUUCGGCAAUAUCUCAACCUCUUGCUGGGCGAGAAUUCCACCAAAAGCAUUAUGAAUGACAGCGAAUCCAUGAUGUAUUUGUUCUAUUUGUUCAAAAGUAAUCUUGCUGCACGUCCAGUGAUGUGGGAGUUCUUUGAGAGCAAUUACCGCGUGCUCUGCCGUUCGCAAAUGUUUGUUGAAAACUUCAAUCGCAUCGCCGAAUACAUGACGAGACUCUAUCAUAGUCAGUUCCUAGAUUUACGUAAUAAGAUUGACAUAGAACUGCAGAAGGUCGGUCGCGAAAAAAGCAUCAUUGCAGCCGAUUCGAUUCGCAUUGGUAAGAAGGUUAAAAUCAGUGAGACGUUUCUUGAGAAAUUCAACAAUCAAAUUUACGAAUGGUUGAAGCGACGCCAACAAUCUACGUAUGCGGCAUCUUUGGGUGUGCGCAGCAGCGCCGCACAGAUUGGGCACAUGUUUCGUGUGGCGGGGAAGUUCCUGCGCAAUGUGCUUAUCAAGAAGGCCUCAAUAAAUGUGUGCCGUUUAUUUCGUUUAUUGAGCUACGGCCGCUUAGUUCGCAAAAUGAUUCGCGGUCAAUUAGCAGUUAACGUUGUCCUUUGGACCACGAUCACCAUCAUCGUAUCCGGUUUGGCGAUAUCCGAAGCGACAAUAGGACAUCUACCGCCACUGUAUGGCGAAAAUUUCAACGCACGUAUCUCUGAUAAAGAAUCAGGAAACGAUUAUAGCUUGCGAGAUGAUACCAACUACCGCUUACCGAACAACACCGAACCCAUACAUUACAAUAUCGAUUUAACCACUAAUGUGCAUAAUGGCACCAGAAACUUCACAGGCCAAGUUCAAAUUUUACUGACGGCCAUCGAGGAUACAAGGACUAUUGUGGUGCAUGCACGUCAACUUGACAGCUUUGUGGCUACCAUUCAAAAUGCGGACGAACUAAACGCGAUUACCUAUGAAAUGAGUUGGUCAUACGAAGAAGCACGAGAAUUCCUUAGCUUAACGCCGGUAAAUACAACUCUCAGUUUAAUUAAAGGUACCAACUGGACUUUGACUAUUGCGUAUAAAGGAGAAUUAGGUACCACCACUUCGGGAUUCCAUAUGCUCUCCUAUACAGACGAGUUGAAUACACCACAUUAUAUGGCAACGACACAAUUCGAGUCCACAAAUGCACGUCACGGGUUUCCUUGUUACGAUGAACCAGCCAAACGUGCCACCUUCACAAUAACGAUUAGGCACGAUGACUCUUACAGUGCUCUCUCCAAUAUGCCGAAAAACGAAACUGCCAGCUCGGACGGCGUUACUGUGUUCGAUAAGACCAAUGUGACUGUUCCCACAUAUUUGAUUGCUUUUCAUGUAUCCGAUUAUGUGUGGUCUGAGGGCGUGCUGCAUUCACUGCCACACCGCCUUUAUUCCAAGCCAGGAACUGCUGAAAAUCAUGAAUUCGGUCUAGUCUCGGGCAUAUUGAUCUUACAGCGUUUAGCCGAUUUGUACAAUGUGCCAUUUGCUUUGCCGAGAAUGGUACAAGUGGCAAUACCCGGCAAGGGUGGCGCUAUGGAAAAUUGGGGAUUGGUCACGUAUGGUGAAGCGUACUUGCUCUUUAAUAAAAGUUCUUCAACGACGAGUUCACAGACUUCAAUCGCCAAUAUAAUUGCACACGAAUUUACUCACCAAUGGUUUGGCAAUCAUGUAACAGUCAGGUGGUGGACAUAUUUGUGGCUAAAGGAAGGCUUCGCCACACUCUAUUCAUACCAUGCAGUGGAUGAAGUUUAUCCAGAAUGGGACGUCUAUCAAAUGUGGCAUACUGCCGAUUAUCAAUCGGCACUAACCAAUGAUGGAAGAGGUACUGUAGUUCCAAUGACCCAUUAUGCGCAAACGUCAGCUGAGAUUUCGGCGCGUUACGGCACAUCUUCUUAUGCCAAAUCCGCCUGUGUACUCUCCAUGUGGCAACAUGCUUUGGGCGAUGAAGUCUUUCGUUCCGGCUUAAACAAAUAUCUAACCACGAACCAGUUCGGUUCGGGCGAAGAAUGGGAUCUGUUCGACGCGUUGCAGAGCGCGGUUACCGAACACAAAAUCAGUAUUCCUGCAAACUUAAAUGUAAUGUUGCCCACAUGGUCGCAGCAAUCUAGCUAUCCGCUACUCACGGUGACUCGCAAUUAUGCCACAAACACAUUCACUGUCACACAAACCGCAUAUCAUGACAAUGUAACCAUUAAUUCCGGCAAUACCUACUACGUCCCAUUCAACUAUGCUUCUCGCUCGAAUGCAGAUUUUCGUAAUACCACAGCUACGCACUAUCUACUCAAUACGAAAGAAAUUAAUAUCACAGAUACGGGAGUUGCCGCUGAUGAUUGGUUGAUUUUGAAUAAACAAUCCACCGGCUACUAUCGCAUUAACUACGACGAACAAAAUUGGCUACUUAUUGCUGCGGGUUUGAUAGAUCGCCCAUACAAUGUUCACCACCGCAAUCGCGCUCAACUCUUAUACGAUGCCUAUAAGUUCGUUUCUAAUGAUCGUUUGUCACAGAAAAUUCUUCUGAAUUUGUUGGCCUAUCUACCCGGCGAGGAUCAGUAUGCCCCUUGGUCAGCAGCCAACUCUAUCAUAACGACUUACAAUGCAUACCUCAGCGGACACUCCGACUACAAUAACUUCAAAGAGUUCAUUGCUCCACUGGUAAAAAAUAUAUACGAGCAGUUGGGUGUCAAUGAAAUGUCCGGCGAACAGCUACUACGCAAAUUCACACGAAAUAUUGCAAUUAAUCUGGCCUGUUUAGUAGGUAAUGAGGACUGUCUAAACGAUGCCAAUACUAAAUUGAGGGAUGUCAUCUACAAUGGCAUUGCCAUCGAACCAAAUCUAAAAUCGCAAGCUUACUGUAAUGGUCUACGUCAGUCUACUAAUGAUGAUUACAAUUACUUCUUAAAUGAUCUCCUAAAAUCAAGCGAUUCAACGUAUCGUAGCACCCUGUUAAGUGCACUGGGUUGUUCCGAAAAAGAAGAGCAAUUGCAAUUAUUUGUUAACAGCGCCAUAAACUUGGGCAACGCGUUUACUAGUUCGGAGCGCACCUCCAUAUUGAGGGCAACCUAUUCGCGCAGUAUAACUGGUCUGUUGGUCAGUAUUGAUUUCCUCAAUACUAAUUGGGAAGCAUACUCCAAUCUCUCAAACAGUACAGGCUCCGCUAAUCCGCUCAGCAGUGAUAUAGUGAGAAUGAGCAGUUAUGUGAAUAAUGAAAGUCAAAAGCAGAAGCUCCUUGCGCUGGUAGACACAGUAAAGAGCAGCACUAAAGUGCAAGCGAAUCUAGAGGACACAGUAAACUCAAAUAUGCAGGUGAAUUUUGACUGGCUGGACAAAAAUAGCGCAGAGAUUAUUUCGUUUGUGAAGAGUUACGGACGUAGUGGAAGUGCAGCAAUUAGCGCAUCCCUCUUAUCUGUGUUAAUGGCGAUCUUUUUGACGCUUCCACGAUUGCGCUGCGGCCGCCUAGAUCGCGAAAUGUACCGCAACAUCAAAGUGAACGGGUGUGUUGUCCUUUUAGCCGUAUUGGCCUUUAUUAUAUCCUGCGAAGCGGCAACACACGGUAUCCCGCCACAGUAUGCUGAGCAUCCUGCAGCACGUGUUGUGGACGGGCAAAUCGUUGCUUACGGUGAAACGCGCGCCGAUUUGGAUUAUCGGUUACCAAACGCCACCGAACCAGUGCACUAUGACGUUGAACUGACGACGGAUGUGCACAAUGGCACGAAGGAAUUCACAGGCACUGUGAAAAUUCUGUUAAAAGUUAUCGAGGAUACAAGGACCAUAGUUUUGCAUGCUCGUCAAUUGGCAGAAUUCAAUGCAACCGUUACAAACGCAAACGAAACGAGUGGUACUCUGGAGCAGCUAAGCACCGCGUAUGAGGAGAAACGUGAAUUUCUUAGUCUAACACCAACAAACCAGUCACUCACCUUUAGCAAAGGCACUUUUUGGGUUUUAACCAUCGCUUAUGCAGGGGAAUUGCGUACCGAUAAUGGUGGGUUUUACUUGUCCACCUAUAGUGAUGAAGAAGGCAAUGAACGUUAUUUAGCAACGACACAAUUUGAGUCGACCGAUGCUCGUCAUGCAUUCCCGUGCUACGAUGAACCUGCCAAGCGUGCGACAUUCAACAUCACUAUUAAUCAUGAUCCCUCAUUAAAUGCCAUAUCGAAUAUGCCUCUGGAUGAAGAGAGAAGCAGACCUGGCUAUUCCGUCUUCCCAGAGACUGUUAUUAUGCCAACUUAUUUAGUAGCGUUCAUUGUGUCUGACUUCGAAUAUACCGAAGGUAUGUUGAACGCACUUCCACAGCGUGUCUACAGUCGACCGGGCACAACUCAGAAUCAGGAAUGGGCUUUGGUGUCCGGUAUGUUGCUGAUACAGCGUCUUGCCGAGUAUUACAAUGUGGAUUUCGCAUUGCCAAAAAUGUAUCAAGUGGGCGUGCCAGACUUUGCCGCUGGUGCUAUGGAAAACUGGGGCUUAGUUACAUAUCGGGAGCAAUACACGCUAUACAGCAAGAAUACAUCGACCACAAGUACUCAGACUAAUAUCGCCACUAUCAUCGCUCACGAAUACUGUCAUCAAUGGUUUGGCAACUUAGUAACUCCAAAAUGGUGGACGUAUCUUUGGCUGAAAGAAGGUUUUGCUACCUUGUUCUCUUGGCAGGCGACAGAUGAGGCUUAUCCUGAAUGGGACAUUUACCAGAUGUUCCUUACCGACGACUAUCAAACCGCACUUACUAGAGAUGGUACAGGCCAAAUGAACCCGAUGACACAUUACGUACAAACUCCAUUUGAAAUCUCGCAGCGUUACGAUUCAAUUUCGUAUUCGAAAGCCGGUUCAGUGCUUUAUAUGUGGCAGUGUGCACUGACUGACGAAGUGUUCCGCCUAGGGCUGAAUCUUUAUUUGACAACGAAUCAAUAUGGUGCUGCGGAUGAGUAUCAACUUUUCGAAGCUCUGGGUAUUGCGGCUGGUGCACAAAACGUGCCGCUGCCUGCCACCAUGGCGGCUAUGUUCUCAAGUUGGUCUCAACAAUCCAGUUAUCCUCUACUCACCGUUACACGUAAUUACAACAAUAACACAUUCACCAUAACUCAAGAAGCUUUCUACGAUAAUACCGACCUAAAAUCAGACAAAACUUGGUACAUCCCCUUGAAUUAUGCCCACAAAUCAAAUCCCGACUACCGUAACACCACCGCAUCGCAUUUUAUGCUCAAAACGAAAGAAAUCGAAAUCAGCGAUAAUAGUCUAGCAGCUGAUGAUUGGUUGAUUCUCAAUAAACAAUCGACCGGUUUCUAUCGCAUCAAUUACGAUGAACAAAACUGGAACCUUAUCAUCGAUGAGCUGAAAUCACGUCCAUACAAAUUCCAUCCACGCAAUCGUGCUCAACUUAUUCAUGACGUCUACAAGUUCAGUUCUACAGGUCGUCUCGACCAAGCCAUGCUGUUGAAUUUGAUGGAAUAUAUGACGAACGAAGAUCAGUACGCACCUUGGUCUACUACCUACAGUGUAAUCAGCACAUUCAUUAAAUAUCUGAGUGGCGAUAGCGAAUACAAAAAUUUCCAACUCUUCGUGGCCUCAAUAGUGACCGGACUUUAUGAGAAGUUGGGUGUGAAUGAUAUAUCUGGCGAGCAUCAUCUUACCAAGUUCAUACGUAAUAUGGCCAUUAAUCUCGCCUGCUUGUCAGGCAUGGAGAGUUGUCUAGAGGAAACUAAUAGUAAAUUGAAGGGACUAGUUAGCAAUGGUAUCGCAAUCGAACCAAAUUUGCAAUCUUAUAUAUACUGCAAUGGACUGCGCCAGUCCGGUGAUGCAGAAUUCGAUUUUGUUUAUAACCAAGUGUUACAAUCAGAUGAUCAAGCGUUACGCACCUCACUCACCUCUACAUUGGGUUGCUCACAAACCAGGUCUCAAUUACAAAAAUUUGUUGCUAGCUCAAUCGAUAUGUCGGUCGAUUGGCGUACGCAAGAGCGCAUCACUCUACUCAGUGCGGCGUAUUCGCGUAGCAGUGUUGGACUUUUAGUGUGUAUUGAGUUCCUUAACGAAAAUUGGGAGGCAUACAGUAAUUUGAAUUCUGGUUUCGGUGGCGAUAACCCACUUAAUGCAGCAAUGGUCGGUAUGGCCAAUUAUGUAGUUAAUGAGGAACAACAAACCGAAUAUUUGGCGUUGCUGACUAAGGUAAAGGACGGUGGUAAGGUACAAGACAAUUUGGAGACGAUCGCCAAAGCAAAUAUUCAAUCUAAUUUUGACUGGUUGAACAGAAAUCGUGAUCCGAUUAUGGUGUGGAUGAAAGAGUUUGCUAAGGGUGGCAGUGCCACACUUAGCGCCACAUUUGUAUCAUUUUUCACUGCGUUUACGGUUUUGUUGGUGCAUUAUUUGUAGAUGAAUUAGAAUAGCUUUGUUACUGUAACAAUAUGCGGAUAGAUUUAUUUAAAUGAGGAGCUUUAACAGAAACUAAAAUAUUGCUCAAACUGAAAGAAGUGCACAAAUCCAAUAAAAAAUGAAAGAAGAUAGUUAUUUUCUUCUUAGCAUACCUUUAUUGACUACAAAUGGGUGUUCUGGCUUAAAAAUACAUCUCCGGAGAUAUCAGUAUUCAGUGCUGUUCCUAUUUCUUAGAGGACUGUAAACUAGUUACGAUCACUUUUGUUUCUAUUUCCAUGUAAUAUGUAAAUUUUCAUUAUUAAGAAGUAAAGAUUUUGAAAACAUUUAGUUAAUAAAGUGUUUCUUAAAAUAUUUCUAAAUA
This is a messenger RNA of Anastrepha ludens (Mexican fruit fly), 9350 nucleotides long. RefSeq lists its product as uncharacterized. Gene Ontology annotation, molecular function: zinc ion binding; metalloaminopeptidase activity; peptide binding. Gene Ontology annotation, cellular component: cytoplasm. The record is from RefSeq and is a predicted model, not a curated record. Gene Ontology annotation, biological process: peptide catabolic process; proteolysis. The coding region runs from base 104 to 8989 and encodes 2961 amino acids. The transcript is spliced from 19 exons. NCBI's taxonomy places the organism in Eukaryota, Metazoa, Arthropoda, Insecta, Diptera, Tephritidae.